UUUGGUAUUCCCACCACUGCCAUGUCAGAAUACCGGGCCGCUCGGCUCUUCUCUGCAGCAGAACCUUACCUGUUCCUCGGUCCAGCGCUGUACAGUCCUCUGGCGCCGGCAUCUUUACUGGGUGCCCACUUCUCAUGCCUAUGUCACUUCUCAUGUACUAUGUCCGCAGUCUCUAGUCAUCGCCUGUACUGUGUCUGCAGUCUCUGGUCAUCCCCUGUACUGUCUGCAGUCUCUGGUCAUCUCCUGUACUGCGUCCGCAGUCUCUGGUCAUCUCCUGUACUAUGUCCGCAGUCUCUGGUCAUUUCCUGUACUGUGUCCGCAGUCUCUGGUCAUCUCCUGUACUAUGUCCGCAGUCUCUAGUCAUUUCCUGUACUGUGUCCGCAGUCUCUGGUCAUUUCCU
Staurois parvus is the source of this 400-nucleotide messenger RNA. The record is from the annotation of a GenBank genome assembly. NCBI's taxonomy places the organism in Eukaryota, Metazoa, Chordata, Amphibia, Anura, Ranidae.